Messenger RNA from Helicoverpa zea (corn earworm), 719 nucleotides. RefSeq lists its product as uncharacterized. Lineage: Eukaryota; Metazoa; Arthropoda; Insecta; Lepidoptera; Noctuidae. The record is from RefSeq and is a predicted model, not a curated record. The transcript has 2 exons. Bases 196 to 636 code for a protein of 146 amino acids.
UCAAGUGUUUUUCUUUAUCCGAUUAACUAUAUUGUUUUUGUAAGCAGAUGUGAGAUUGCAAUUACGCAUGUUUAGUGAUCACAUUAAAAUGUUCCAAGUUAACACAUUUUCCGCCCUCAUAAUAUUGCCAUUUCGCUCUAGCGGCCCCUCAUCAGAUUACAUGGCGGAAAAUUUAUCAAUUUACGACCUGUUUUGAUGAAAUUUCACAGUCGGGGAAACAAGGAGACUGAAGUAUCGGCUCAAGGAAUCUACCCAUAUUAUGGCGGUAGUCCUCUCACAAUCUCCGACAGCCACAAUGAUGACGACUUCGGCCUCCUUCUCACUGUCCUACUCCUAGCAACCAGGAAUAACAACGGUGGUUGCUGCGGUUGCUGCAACUGCGGGGGGCAAAAUAUACCCAUACCGUACCCCAUACCCAUACCGACGAACAACCCUAUAAUAACUACAUCAGGAAGAAAUAAUAACGAUGAUUGCAAUGGUGGAAAUGGAGAUACAGUCAAUGUUAUCACGGAGAAUGAAUCGAAUGUGUCGACAGAAGCCGAGGCAAAUAAUGACCUGGAUAACGAAAAUAAUAAUGAGUCAUCAGCCCGAUCCAUGGCACAAAACAAUCCAGACCCAAUGGCGGCCCUACAAUAAGAAUAUCUAUUUAUUUCCUAACUUAAUGUUUAAUUUAUGACAACACUCUAAAAACGAUUAAUAAACAUGAUGAGAAAGCGGUA